Molecule: messenger RNA, 645 nt
Organism: Dracunculus medinensis (Guinea worm)
Lineage: Eukaryota; Metazoa; Nematoda; Chromadorea; Rhabditida; Dracunculidae
Source: the annotation of a GenBank genome assembly
AUGCCCGCUGGAGGUCCAGCUUAUCUUCGAGCUGAUGAUCAAGAAAAUUUUGAUUGUAAAGUUAUUCGAGUUUUGGGAUUAACACCUCAUGGUAUGAAACAUUUGCGUUUCCAUAGUUCGCGGAACGCUAAAAAUGGUGAAGAAGGAACAUUUGUUGAAUUUGUAGCUGAAAAUCUGCAUCUUGGAAGAAUUAUUGCCAAAACUGGUUACGUGAAUGGAUCGCCAGGAAAAGAUUUCACUAUACAUGGCUCACGGGUGAUCACUGAAAAUUUAAAUAAUAAAAGUCGUUUUGUUUUACAUGAUGGAACUUGUCGAUUCGAAAAUGUUGAACAAUUUAUGAUCAAGAAUCAACAGCAUCCAAUUUUCAGUGCAAAACAUCCCGUUUUUCGGGUUGAUCGCAGAAUCAAGAAAAUUUCUACAACGCAAAUAAUUACGAAUAAAAUACGAUCACCAAUUAAUGAAAAUCUUCAUGUUGAUAUCGAAAAUUUAAGUAUUCGCGGAAAUGAAGGAGUUCGGAUGGAAGCAAAAGCUUUAACUGCCUCAGUAGAUGCGUUCCGUAUUUGUAUUUGUAUCGCUGCACGACCUAAGCUCUUUGUUGUUGCUGGUAAUAAGCCUUGUGUUGCACCUCAAAAUUUCUGUACCUAA